GUCUAACCUAACAAUUUUUAGAAUUCAGUGAAAAAUCUAGUUUUCUCUGGCUGAGUUCAUAUGAAUAAAUUGUAUGAUACUAAGCCAAUUGGCAUCCCAAGUUCAAGUCAGUACACAACAGAGAGAGAGAAACAGAAGGGAGAAAAUGGAAAGUGAAGCAAAGCUAAGGCGGAAUUAUGAAGUACCAAAGCUUCCAUUACUUGCAAUUACAGCAAUGGAGUCUCCAGAUCGUUCUGGAAUGCUAACCCCACCAAUCUUUUCCUCAGUUUCAGUCCCAUUUCGAUGGGAAGAAGAACCUGGCAAGCCCAGGUUCUGUUUCAAUUCUCUUAACAUACCCACUCAAACUCAAACUCAAACAAACUCCCUUGAACUUCCACCAAGAUUGUUACUAAUGGAUCCCAAAAUCCCAAAACUCUCUCCUCGCAUCCCCUCUCAAAAAGGGUUUUUCCAGUUUCAUAAGCACUGUUGUAGCUCAUUCAGAUUUCACAAAACUCAGCUUGGAGCUAUGGUUUUGAGAAAGAGAGGAAUGUUAAUUGAGAAGGAAUGGUUCUGUUGGUGGAGAAAAUUGAAUUUUAGGAGAAAAGGGGAAGUUGGGUCUGACUAUGCUGCUGUAUUUCCUUCUUCUUUGGAUAAGGAGAGAAGCAGUUCAAGGAUGAAAGUUGCUGUGACCCAGAAAGGUGGGAGCUUUUCUUCUUGUUUUGUCCAAGCCAAGACUGAGUUUUGGGGAAACAUAGGGGAAGGGUUUAAACAGAUUAACAUUCCAUGGAAGAGCAAAAAAGCAUAAGAAAGAGCACGGGAAAAUCAUUAGAAUGUUAAUGAAUAAAACCGAGUUUAGCUUGUUGUAAUGUAAAUGCAUCAAAUAAUUGUAAUAUGGAGGAGAACUGAUGACUUAGUUAAUGGCUGAGAUCUUAUGUAUUUGAUAUUCUUGUACAGAAAUAAUGUUAUGAAUCAUACGGCUUUAUGAAUUGAAUCAUCAUUUGUUUUCGACAA
This is a messenger RNA of Cucumis melo (muskmelon), 990 nucleotides long. RefSeq lists its product as uncharacterized. The transcript is spliced from 2 exons. Lineage: Eukaryota; Viridiplantae; Streptophyta; Magnoliopsida; Cucurbitales; Cucurbitaceae. The record is from RefSeq and is a predicted model, not a curated record. Bases 74 to 784 code for a protein of 236 amino acids.